AUGGGCGACUUGCCAGCCGAUCGCGUCACUGCCAUCCGACCAUUCGCUGGAGUCGGAACUAAUUUCGCUGGCCCUGUCUUAGUCAAGUCGUCCUGCUUUCGUAACGCGUGCUCACAUGGAGCCUACCUGUGCGUGUUCGUGUGUCUCUCCACUAAGGCCGUUCAUCUGAAACUUUGGCACUGGUGUUGGUGUAUAAUAAUAGUUGCUUUGAAUACUUCCCAUGGAGAGAAAUUCACGCUUGGAUACUUAACGGGGUCUCAACGGCGGCCUGGCGACUUAAAUUAUCAAAAACCUGGAAGAGUUAUAUCUGGGGCAAUCUCAAUGGCAGUGGAUGAAGUAAACGAAAAACUACUCGGACCCAUGGGACAUUCAUUAGACUUCGUCGUCGCCGAGACUUAUGGCCAAGAAGAAGUUUCAAUACGACAGGUUGCCGCUCUGUGGGCCGCCAAUGUGUCUGCGUUCAUUGGUCCUCAAGAAACGUGUGUGCAUGAAGGACGCAUGGCCGCCGCCUUCAACUUGCCCAUGGUCAGCUACUACUGUAGAGACGUAGCGAGCUCCAAAAAACACGUGUACGCAACGUUCGCCCGCACCCGGCCUUCGGACAUCGACAUAUCGCGCUCCGUCAUCGCCGUGCUCACGCAUUUUAAUUUCAUGCAUAUUGCUAUCGUCUAUCUGAAUGCACCGAACCAUGAUUUCUCUAGACUGGCAUUCGCUAUAAUAACAGCUGCUAAGGAUAAGAAAAUAGCAGUCCGAACCGUUCAAGUAUACCGUCAGCCUUAUUACUACGGAGACAUAGCAGAGAAUAUAACUCGAAAUCCAUUCCACGAUAUUGUUAGAGAAACAUACAAAGAUACUAGAAUUUAUGUGUCGGUUGGCUAUUAUCACGACCACAUCGGACUCAUGCAGGCCUUGGAUGCAAUGAAGUUAUUAGAUACAGGUGAAUACGCGGCAAUCGGUGUUGAUGUUGAAAAAUAUGAGCCAGAAGAGGCAAUCAGGUAUCUGUCGGGUCCAUUACGGAAAGAGCCCGGACCCAAUGUCCCGAAGGCUUUCCGGUCGUAUCUCGCAGUGGCUCCUUCCCCCGCACCCUCCUACCCUGCUUUCGCCAGGGAAGUGAACCGACGACUGCAGAUGCCGCCUUUUAACUUCACCAAUCCUUUGCUCGCAUUAGGCGGAGAAAAAGUCAUCCCAGUCGAAGCGGCGUGGCUCCACGACGCGGUGUGGGUGUACGCGCGGGCGCUGGCCGAUGCUUUACGGACAGGCGAAGGAGCGCGAGACGGCCGUGCCAUCGCCGUCCGGAUGAGGAAUACUACGUAUCGUAGUGUCAUGGGGUAUUGGGUUCACAUGGAUGAAAAUGGCGAUGCCGAAGGGAACUACACUCUCCUAUCCAUCGAUCCAACGCGCUCUCCGGGACUCUAUCCACUCGCCGUUUUGCACAAAACUGCUCCGGAAUUACGACUCCUACGAGAGGUCAAAUGGCCUGGCGGUCGGGCGCCCCUCUCGGAGCCGCCUUGCGGAUUUCGAGGAGAAAAAUGCGUCAAUCACGUGGGCUCUUGGGCCCUUGGUGCCUCAGGCGGUACUCUAGCACUGUUAGCGCUGGCUGCACUCGCUCUGUACCGCGGCUGGCGCUAUGAACAGGAACUAGACUCACUCUUGUGGAAAAUCGACUUCAGGGAUCUGCAUCUGCCCGAUGAGGACCAGCGAAACAACAAACUGAAUAGCAGCGCGGGUGUAAAUGCAAACUCUAACAACGCAAUAAGCAACGAGAAGGGCAGCGCGGGCGGCGCGCGCUCCAGCCAAGUCUCGCUCAGCUCCAACCCCGACCUGGACUUCCGCUACUCCGCCAUAUUCACCGAGGUCGCCUUCUAUCGCGGACGCCUUCUUGCCGUGAAGCGCGUACGACGGAACCAGAUCGACAUCAACCGGGAAAUUAAAAAGGAACUCAAAAUCAUGCGGGACCUACAACACGACAACGUUAAUGGAUUCGUGGGAGCUUGUAUCGAGCCUCCCAACGUGUGCGCUCUCUCCGAGUAUUGUACUAGAGGUAGUCUUAAGGAUAUUUUAGAAAAUGAAGACAUCAAAUUAGAUAAUAUGUUCAUCGCUUCACUCGUAGGUGAUAUUAUUAGGGGAAUGAUCUUCAUCCAAGAGUCCCCGCUGCAGUACCACGGAGCACUUCGCCCAUCAAACUGCUUGGUCGAUGCGCGGUGGGUGGUAAAGCUCGCGGACUUCGGCCUCAGAGAGUUCCGGAAGGGAGAGCUGCCCCCCUCAGACCCCACUGUACUUCGCUCCCAUAUUGACAGUCUCGCGUACCUGUCCCCGGAACUGCUGCGCGCGGCGGGCUGGGGCCAGGCCAGCGUGCCCGCGUCGCUGGGCGGGCGGGCGGGCUCGCCGGCGGCGGACGUGUACGCGUUCGCGCUGCUGCUGUACGAGCUGCACACGCGGCGCGGCCCCUUCGGGCCUGACGCGCCACCGCCGCCCGCGCUGCUGCGCCGCCUCGCGCACCCGCUGCCCGCGCCCUACAGGCCGCCGCUGGAGGCGCUGGCGGGGCGCUUCGACUGCGUGCGCGAGUGCUGCGCCGAGUGCUGGGCGGAGGACGCGGCCGCGCGCCCCGACUUCAAGGCCGUGCGGGCGCGCCUCAGGCCGCUCCGGAAGGGCAUGAAACCAAAUAUAUUUGAUAACAUGAUAGCUAUGAUGGAGAAGUACGCAAACAAUUUAGAAGCGCUAGUCGACGAGCGCACUGAUCAGUUGCAGGAGGAAAAGAAGAAAACUGAAGCGUUACUGGAGGAGAUGCUGCCGGCGCCCGUGGCCGAGCAGCUGAAGCGCGGCCGGCGCGUGAUGCCCGAGAGCUACGACUCCGUCACGAUAUACUUCAGCGACAUCGUCGGCUUCACCGCCAUGUCCGCCGAGAGCACGCCGCUGCAGGUAGUCGACUUCCUCAACGAUCUCUACACGUGCUUCGAUUCAAUUUUAGAAAAUUUCGAUGUUUACAAAGUGGAAACAAUAGGAGACGCUUAUAUGGUGGUGUCGGGGCUGCCCCUCCGCAACGGCAUCCUGCACGCGGGCGAGGUGGCGUCCAUGGCGCUGGCGCUGCUCGCCGCCUCGCGCGCCUUCCGCGUGCGCCACCGCCCCGACCACCGCCUGCUGCUGCGCGUCGGCAUCCACUCGGGCCCAGUGUGCGCGGGAGUCGUGGGACUUAAAAUGCCUAGAUACUGUCUGUUUGGUGACACCGUCAACACUGCCAGUAGAUUUGAAUCUACGGGAGUUCCUCUCAAAAUCCACUGCAGCGGCGCGUGCAAGGCGCUGCUCGACCAGCUGGGCGGGUACGUGCUGGAGGAGCGCGGCGUGGUGGCCAUGAAGGGCAAGCGCGACCAGGUCACGUGGUGGCUGCGCGGCGAGCAGCCCGGCGCGGCGGACGCUCGCGCCCGGCGGCGCGCGGCCCGCGGCGCGCCCGAGCGCGGCCCGCGCAGCUCGCUCAAGACCAGGCCGUGGAAGAACCAAGUCGGCAGCUUGCACAGGUGUUGCAGUUUAGAAUCUCCAAAGAAACUUCGUUUCGCUUCUAGCAACCAUUUAGAGUCGCACACAGAUAGUGUUUUACAUCAUCGAAGUGACGAAUAUUUAAUGGAAGCCGCGGGCGAGGCGCGCGCGGCGGGCCCGGCGCUGCUGGCGGCGCCCAGCCUGCGCGAGCACACCAGCGUGUCGUGCCCCAUCAUCGAGCAGGCCGAGAGCUGCGGCGUGCGCCUCGUGGUCAACGGCCGCGACCCCGCCGGCGUGCCGCUGCUGGCCGACGCCUAGCCGCGCUCGCUCUAGUCAACGUCGACCGGGGCCGGUCGGCCCGGUGCGACCCCUACCGUCCGUGCGGUAGAAAUCGUGUGAUCUACGUCAGUAUUAUUAAGAGCCUCGUUCGAUAGAAAUUAUUUAAUAACAUUAAACUCUUAUUUCACAAUUGA
Messenger RNA from Melitaea cinxia (Glanville fritillary), 3944 nucleotides. Its product is annotated as guanylate cyclase 32E. The transcript has 26 exons. Bases 1 to 3789 code for a protein of 1262 amino acids. The record is from RefSeq and is a predicted model, not a curated record. Gene Ontology annotation, biological process: intracellular signal transduction; protein phosphorylation; cGMP biosynthetic process. NCBI's taxonomy places the organism in Eukaryota, Metazoa, Arthropoda, Insecta, Lepidoptera, Nymphalidae. Gene Ontology annotation, molecular function: protein kinase activity; ATP binding; peptide receptor activity.